Molecule: messenger RNA, 561 nt
Organism: Mya arenaria
Lineage: Eukaryota; Metazoa; Mollusca; Bivalvia; Myida; Myidae
Product: low affinity immunoglobulin epsilon Fc receptor-like
Exons: 5
Coding region: 3-470 (155 amino acids)
Molecular function (GO): signaling receptor activity
Source: RefSeq, a predicted model, not a curated record
AAAUGAAGGCUGGUUUUGUGUUCUUUCUUUGGCUAUUACUCUUCGAAGGCUUUGACUGCGAUUGUCGGGAUGGAUGGGUGAAGCAUGGUGCCUCGUGUUACUAUUUUAGUCAUGAUACCGAAACGUGGAUAGGCGCCACGCAAAUAUGUAAGGCGCUACAAGGCUCGUUGGUGACGAUAGAAUCACAACAGGAAAACGACUUUCUGACAAGCCAAAUACAUACACUUAAACAGGAAUGGUACUGGAUAGCCCUCUGUAACUUGGAAAAUGAAGGCACUUGGGUUUGGAUGGGAGAAGGAAAGUCAACACCAGCGGUUUAUACCACAUGGGACCACGGGGAGCCGAACAAUUCAGACGGCAAUGAAAAUUGUGGGAUUCUCAGAAAAACGUCUCAUUGGAAUGACGACGUGUGCCAUAAACCUGGAGUGUUCAUAUGUGAAAAGCAGGAUGAAAUGGAAAUCAUCGGUUGAUUCGUUAGUUCGAAAACGAGUUGUUUUACUGCAAUCUAAGAGACUUGAUCCGAAAUUAUUUAUAAAUACGAAUAAAAUAUCAAGAAGUUAA